AUGAAGUUCUUUGCCAUUCUCGCCCUAGCUGCUUCAGCUUCAGCCGCUGCGAUGCAGGCACAAGACGAAUGGCAAACCUGGGGCAUAUGCACGACUUACUCGACCAUCUUCUCGACAGCCUACAGCACCAUCUUUGCAACGGAGACUGAUACCGAAGUUGGAACUCAAACCACGACUCUGUCUGAAGUGCAAACUCAGACACAGGUCGAAACUCAAGUCCAGACUACAACUUUUACCGACCCUGUCACUCAGCCCGCCGAGACUGUAACCGUCGCAGUCACCGAUACAGUUACUCCCACUGCCUCGACUUCAGCUUCUCCGUGGCGGGAUUGGUGA
Molecule: messenger RNA, 336 nt
Organism: Lithohypha guttulata
Lineage: Eukaryota; Fungi; Ascomycota; Eurotiomycetes; Chaetothyriales; Trichomeriaceae
Exons: 2
Coding region: 1-336 (111 amino acids)
Source: RefSeq, a predicted model, not a curated record